Molossus molossus (Pallas's mastiff bat) is the source of this 1333-nucleotide messenger RNA. RefSeq names its product poly(ADP-ribose) polymerase family member 11 (gene PARP11). The record is from RefSeq and is a predicted model, not a curated record. Gene Ontology annotation, molecular function: NAD+ poly-ADP-ribosyltransferase activity. NCBI's taxonomy places the organism in Eukaryota, Metazoa, Chordata, Mammalia, Chiroptera, Molossidae. The transcript is spliced from 8 exons. The coding region runs from base 163 to 1179 and encodes 338 amino acids.
GUUCUGAAGACGCUGGUUUGUGACAGGGAGCGGGAGAGGGAAGGCCUGCUUAAAGGUUGCCUCUCCAUCCCUCCGCUCCCGGGCACCCCUGGAAAAAACAGCACCCCGGCCCCGCGGCUAGCCCCUCCCCCCAGGCUCUCUCCGCUCGAUUUCGCCACCGUUAUGUGGGAAGCGAAUCCGGAGAUGUUUCACAAAGCAGAAGAACUCCUGUCCCAAACAGCAGGCGGUGAGAUGGAUGAGAUGGACACGUCAGAUACCCAGUGGGGCUGGUUCUACCUGGCAGAAUGCGGAAAGUGGCACAUGUUCCAGCCGGAUACCAACAUUCAGUGUUCAGUUAGCAGUGAAGAUAUCGACAAAAGCUUCAAAACAAACCCUUGUGGCUCCAUUUCUUUUACUACUUCCAAAUUCAGCUACAAGAUAGACUUUGCAGAAAUGAAGCAAGUGAAUCUUACCACUGGGAAACGGCGCUUAAUAAAAAGAGCCCCCUUUUCUAUCAGUGCUUUCAGUUAUAUCUGUGAAAAUGAGUCCAUCCCCAUGCCGCCGCACUGGGAGAAUGUGAAUACUGACGUGCCCUACCAGCUUGUUCCUCUGCACAAUCUGACGCAUGAAUACAAUGAAGUUGCUAGUCUCUUUGGGAGAACAAUGGAUCGCAACCGAAUUAAAAAAAUUCAGAGAAUUCAAAACCUAGACUUGUGGGAGUUCUUUUGCAGGAAGAAGGCUCAGCUCAAGAAAAAAAGUGGUGUGCCUCAGGUUAAUGAACAAAUGCUGUUUCAUGGGACCAGCAGUGAAUUUGUAGAAGCAAUUUGCAUUCAUAACUUUGACUGGAGAAUAAAUGGUAUACAUGGUGCUCUCUUUGGAAAAGGAACCUAUUUUGCUAGAGAUGCUGCUUACUCCAGUCGCUUCUGCAAAGAUGACAUAAAACAUGGAAACACAUUCCAAAUUCAUGGUGUAAGCUUGCAACAGCGGCACUUAUGUAGAACAUAUAAAUCUAUGUUUCUUGCUCGAGUGCUGAUUGGAGAUUAUAUAAACGGAGACUCCAAAUACAUGCGACCUCCUUCCAAAGACGGUAGCUAUGUGAAUUUAUAUGACAGCUGUGUGGACGACACCUGGAACCCAAAGAUCUUUGUGGUGUUUGAUGCCAACCAGAUCUAUCCUGAGUACUUAAUAGACUUCCACUGAUUUGACUUAACAGAUCUCAGAGGUCAAGGAAGUGUAUUCUUUUUGCAAGAAGAUUUGCUCUUCUGUCAUCUAGCCACCAAUGUUAAUAAUCUGACACUUUUGAAACAUAUAUAUAUAAAAAAAAGUGGCCUCCAUAAAAAAGGACAUACUGACU